Messenger RNA from Penicillium bovifimosum, 1629 nucleotides. Its product is annotated as putative protein kinase. NCBI's taxonomy places the organism in Eukaryota, Fungi, Ascomycota, Eurotiomycetes, Eurotiales, Aspergillaceae. The transcript is spliced from 2 exons. Gene Ontology annotation, cellular component: nucleus; cyclin/CDK positive transcription elongation factor complex. The record is from RefSeq and is a predicted model, not a curated record. Bases 1 to 1629 code for a protein of 542 amino acids. Gene Ontology annotation, biological process: transcription elongation by RNA polymerase II; positive regulation of transcription elongation by RNA polymerase II; protein phosphorylation. Gene Ontology annotation, molecular function: RNA polymerase II CTD heptapeptide repeat kinase activity; cyclin-dependent protein serine/threonine kinase activity; cyclin binding.
AUGCCCGCCCCGACCCGCGAAAGAAAUGAAACCACGCCUGCAAACAAAGGUGGGAAAUUCAGCUUUGCUUUCAAGUCAAAGGCCGCGCCAUCUCCAGCUCCGAAGCCGGUACCCGAUCUUGCCCAGCGGAUGCAGGUCCGCGAGCCAGCUCCUCGCGCUCCCGGGUCAAGCCCUAAUCCCCGCAACCGCUUCACCAAUGAACCCUUGCCGACAUUCAAACCAGAAUCACGAGCUGAUCGCCGUGACCGGGACCGGGGACGGAACCGGGAUCGAGACCGUAGAGAUUUCCGGGAGUCUCAAGAAUUUCGGGGGCCACGGGAGUUCCCACGGGACCGAAGGGAUGAUCGCCGGUUCGAUCAACGGCGUGACCGUAGACAAGGCGAACGACCCUCAGACAGGGCCCAAGACUGGCAGGAUCGCCGCCAUGAUCCAACGCCAGAACCGCCAAGAGAAAGUCCUCCUCCUACGCAGAAACGGAUCCUCACUCGUCCCAAACCUCGGCCCACGCUUCCAGAGGAGUUUGCUAAUGCUGAAUCUGUGUACUUCCGAAAGCCGGGCAAUGAGUCUGUGAUCGGCGCUGGGACCUAUGGCAAAGUUUUCAAAGGAAUUCAUGUCUAUACCCAGCGCAAGGUUGCUCUCAAGAAGAUCCGAAUGGAAGGGGAGAAGGAUGGUUUCCCUGUCACGGCGGUGCGGGAGAUAAAGCUGCUUCAGCAUCUUCGGAACCAUAACGUCGUUAGCCUCCUCGAGGUCAUGGUCGAAAAGAACGAAUGUUUCAUGGUCUUCGAGUAUCUCUCCCAUGAUCUGACCGGCCUGAUCAAUCAUCCCACCUUCUCUCUCACUCUCUCCCACAUGAAAGAUCUGGCGAAGCAGAUGUUCGAAGGUCUUAAUUACCUUCACCAUCGGGGUGUCCUUCACCGCGAUAUCAAAGCAGCCAACAUAUUGAUCAGCAACCGAGGAUUGCUGAAAUUUGCAGACUUCGGCUUGGCCCGAUUCUUCUCCAAGAGCCGACAGCUUGACUAUACCAAUCGAGUCAUCACUAUAUGGUAUCGACCUCCGGAACUUCUCCUGGGUGAGACUCGCUAUGGCCCUGCUGUCGAUGUGUGGAGCGCCGCAUGCGUUUGCAUGGAGAUGUUCACCAAGAAGGCUGUCUUCCCUGGCGAAGGCGGCGAGUUGAGCCAGAUGGACAAAUUAUACAACGCUCUGGGUACUCCCACUAAGACCGAGUGGCCCGACCUUGUGGAGAUGCCUUGGUUCCACCUCAUGCGACCGACGGAAAGAAAGAAGCGUGUCUUUGAGGACAUGUAUCGUGAUGUGCUGACAGCUGGCGCGAUGGAUCUUAUUUCGUCCAUCUUCCGUUAUGAUCCCUCUCAGCGCCCGAGUGCUGAGGACGUUCUCAAGCAUCCCUACUUCGUAUCGGAGGAACCAGCUCCUCAACCACCGAUUGAAUUGGAGCACGUCGAAGGGGACUGGCAUGAGUUUGAAUCUAAGGCACUUCGCAAAUCUCGGCGCGCUGAGUACCAGAACCAAAAGGACCGAGACAAGCGUAAGGCUGAUUCCUCGGUGCCUAGCAGUGACCAGGAUUCUAAGCGGGUCAAGCCAGAUUCCGGUGAUCUUACCUCUGCGCGUUAG